Messenger RNA from Zonotrichia albicollis (white-throated sparrow), 2013 nucleotides. The record is from RefSeq and is a predicted model, not a curated record. NCBI's taxonomy places the organism in Eukaryota, Metazoa, Chordata, Aves, Passeriformes, Passerellidae.
GGGUCAUUUAUUUUUCACUCUUGGUACUCAGUCUUCUUCAUAUUCAUAUAUAGUAAAGAAUCUUUUGGUGGCUGUAAAUGUCAUCUGGCAGAUUAUUUCUCUCAAAGCUGGAAAGAACAUGAAGGAAAUCUGCAGAAUCAUUCUCUUCCUUAAAAAAGUGGAGGGAGGAAGAGUUUUCAGACAAAACAUAAGGUUUUAGCAAUCCAGAAGGGCUGUCUGUAAGCAAGACCCUUGCAAUGGGACUGUCAACAGGGCUGCAGUAAGAACACUGCAUGGUCCAAAGGGGGAUUAUUUACUGGAAGCAGCUCCUUCUGAAAAUUGAAAGGCUUGAAUUUACAGGGGACUGGUAACAAAAAAUUACAUGCUUAUCAAAGAUAAAAUAUACUCCUCAUCUUGGCAUAGAACAAGCUUGGGUUUUGUUUCCUGUAAUGUAGCAAGAAGACAAAUGUGAGCUGGCAUCCUGGAAUCAGGACACCAUGAGUCAUGAGCUGUCAAGCUGCAGAGCUAACCUACCUCACUGGGGACAGUUCAGUAAACAACACACAUGAACUCCUGUGUGUCCUUGGCACCUCCAACUUCAGACGUCCACAGGAAGCUGCCUUUGGAAUAAGGUUUCUUCUCAUGCUAGGCUUCUGACUUGCUCUAGUAUUGCUUUGAAAGGCAAGACACGUUGUUUUCUUUGGUCCAUGGAAUUCCCAUUUUUUCAUGGAAAGAUAACAAGAAGAACCUGUGAAGAGUUGCUGAGCAAGAGGAAAAAGAAUGGCAGCUAUUUAAUACGGGAGAGUGAGAGUGUGGAAGGAGCCUUGUGUCUCUGUGUUUUCUUUGAGGGCCUCAUCUACACUUACCGUAUCUUCAGAGAAGACCAAGGAUAUUUUAGAAUACAGACUUCUGAAGGUGUUCCAGAGAGGACCUUCAAAACAUUAAAGGACUUAAUAUAUGCUUUUGAAAAGCCAAAUCAAGGACUGAUAACAAAGCUCCGCUACCCAGUGAAGAAACCAAAGGCCCUGCAAAGAAGCCAGAGGUUCAAGUCAGAAAUGGACAAUGUUUAUGAUGAAGCUGAUGACAGCGCUGAUUAUGUUGAUGUCCUGCCCUGAAGGAUCUGCGCCUGAUGGUUUCGGAAGCUGCCAUUCCAGGACGUGCCCCGGCACAGGGCCUCAGCUGGGGAGAGCUUCCAGCUGGGUGUCCUCUGCUCUACAUCUGGAAUUACCUCCUCCUUUUGCAGACGGUCAGAGCUUCAACCGUCUGUAUCUUCAACCAGUAGAUCCAGUACAAGCUAUUAUGCAUGUUUGCUCAGCAAUAAAUAAGUAUUUUUGUUACAGACACAAACACACACACGUAGGUAUGGGGGAAGGUGUCCAUGUAUGUGUCUUCUGGUGGUUUUUAGCCAGCAAAUUGUCCAAGAUGUUGACUGCUAGAGUGAACACUCUGCUAGAGGGCAGCAAUAUAAAUAUAUUAAAUGAAUAGGCAUAAAGCAGUAAUUUAUGGCAGAAUUUAUAGGUGUUGAUAAAAAUCAUAUAUGACAUUUUAAGAUGCUUUAAAACCCCAAACUCUGUUAUUUUGCACAUGAUUCAUGUUACCAAUUAGGUUGGAGGAGUGAAUAGUAUUUCAGCAAUGUCAAGGAAUACUAGUAGUCAGUAGCUUGAAUAAUGCAAAUUAAGACAAAAAUGCUGUGUUAAAUCCAUGCCAUAAAAAAUAAAUAACCAACCAGAGGAAAAUGCUUUGAAAUAUUUUGACAUUGAGGAACAGCUCUGGCAGAUUACAAGAGGAUUACAAUUUGUACAUACAUGUCAGCAUGAACACAUCCUUUUUUUAAUAGGUUCUGUACUUAUGGGUAUACUUACUCCAUUUGAUUUUCUACUUCCAUCAGUUCUGUAUUAUGUAUAUGUCUUUUGUUGCUUUUGUUGUUUACUUGUUUUUAAUGCAAAAAUUUGCUUUAAUAUUAACCCAAUUUUAAAUAGUUAAUAAAUAGUUCUGAAGGUGGCCUGCAACUAGCAGCCACAGCCAAAACUGGAA